This is a messenger RNA of Metarhizium album ARSEF 1941, 1719 nucleotides long. RefSeq names its product Amine oxidase. The transcript has 6 exons. The record is from RefSeq and is a predicted model, not a curated record. Lineage: Eukaryota; Fungi; Ascomycota; Sordariomycetes; Hypocreales; Clavicipitaceae. Bases 1 to 1719 code for a protein of 572 amino acids. Gene Ontology annotation, molecular function: oxidoreductase activity.
AUGCGUCCGCAGCGUUGCACCGCGCUUCUGCCCAUUGCCGCCCUGGGCAUCCAGUCGACGUCUGCCCGGGUCGGGAGACUGGCGCCUCGAGAUGCGGCGUGCAGGAAGACCAGCGUUGCCAUUUUAGGCGGCGGCAUGGCCGGCGUCACCGCAGCGCAAGCACUCUCCAACAACUCCAUCACCGACUUUGUCAUCAUCGAGUACAACGACCGGCUGGGCGGCCGUGCCACACAGGCCGAUUUCGGCAAACAGGACGACGGCUCGCCGUACGUGGUUGAGCUCGGACCAAACUGGGUAUGCAUCGUGGCCAAGCAUUUCCGCCUCCCGCCUUGGUGGUGGUCGCCGAUGGGACGCAGGGAGACUAAUCGGCCUGAAUCAGAUCUCGGGUCUGGGCAAUCCGGGCGGCCCGGGGUGUCGACAGAAAACCCCAUCUGGACCUUGGCCAAGAAGCACAAGCUCAAAAACACCCCGUCCAACUACAGCUCCAUCCUGACCUACGACGAGAACGGGCACACCGACUACAGCCGCAUGCUGGACGAGUACGACGCGGCAUGGGCCAAGGCAUCCGCGAGGGCCGGCCGCAUGCUCGCGGAAAACAUGCAGGACGAGACGGCGCGCGCCGGCCUCGCCCUGGCCGGAUGGAACCCCCGGCACGGCGACAUGAAGCGCCAGGCCGUCGAGUGGUGGAGAUGGGACUGGGACGCCGCCCUGACGCCCGAGGAGUCGUCCCUGAUAUUCGGCGCCGCCGGCGACAACCUCACCUUCCACCAGUUCAGCGACCAGAACAACCUCGUCGUCGACCCCCGGGGCUACGGGCACAUCGUCCAGGAGGAGUCGCGCACGUUCCUGGGAGCCGACGAUCGGCGGCUGCUGCUCGGGACCCGAGUCACAAACAUCACCUACUCGGACGACGGCGUCACGGUCCACAACGCCGACGGCUCAUGCGUCUCCGCCGCCUACGCCAUCUGCACCUUCUCCCUGGGCGUCCUCCAGAACGCCGGCGCCGACGCCGUCGCCUUCCGGCCCGAGCUGCCCGAGUGGAAGCGCGUGGCCGUCCAGAAGUUCACCAUGGGCACCUACACCAAGGUCUUCCUCCAGUUCAACGAGACCUUCUGGCCCGCCGACACGCAGUACUUCCUCUACGCGUCGCCCACCCGGCGCGGGCACUUCCCCGUCUGGCAGUCCCUCUCGGCCGACGGCUUCCUGCCCGGCUCCAACAUCAUCUUCGCCACCGCCGUCGAGCAGGCCUCCUACCGCCUGGAGCAGCAGACGGACGAGCAGACCAAGCACGAGGCCCUCGAGGUCCUGCGCCAAAUGUUCCCCGGCGUCACCGUCCCCGAGCCCCUGGCCUUCAUGUACCCCCGCUGGACGAGCACGCCCUGGUCGUACGGCAGCUACUCCAACUGGCCCGUCGGCACCACCCUCGAGAUGCACCAGAACCUGCGCGCAAACACCGGCCGCCUGUGGUUCGCCGGCGAGGCCACCAGCGCCCAGUACUUCGGCUUCCUGCACGGCGCCUGGUUCGAGGGCAUGGAGGCCGGGUCCCGGGUCGCCGCCCUGCUGAGGGGCGAGUGCGCCGACGCGCACGACGCGCACGACGCGCCCCGGUGCGGCGACAGGCCUCACUACGACCCGCUCCACGGCACGUCGCCCCUGGAGGACUAUCGCGCCCCCAACGGCUGGGCCGCCAGCAGCUUCUACGCGAGCCGGCCGGAGUAG